AACGAGGCACGGGCGGCGCCACCUGUGCUCUGCCGCAGCGCCGACCCACCCUGCCCGCCCGCCCGCCCGCCGGUAUAUAAAUCCGGCGGGAGCACAUCUCCGACCCAUCUCACUCACUCGCACUGACACAGCCACACUGCUGCUGAUACUUCACUGCUACUGCCAGUUCCCUUCCCUCGGAUCUCGUGCCACCAGUCUCUCGCCGGCGAAGAUGUCUACGGUGACCCGCGCCCACCUCGACCAGAGGCUCGCCGCCGCCAAACGCUGCUCCAGAGAGGCAGCCAUGGCGGGAGCCAAGGCCGCGGCCGUCGCCACCGUCGCCGCCGCAGUCCCCACCCUGGCAAGCGUGAGGAUGCUGCCGUGGGCGAGGGCGCACCUCAACCCGACCGGGCAGGCGCUCAUCAUCUCCACCAUCGCCGGGAUGGCCUACUUCAUCGUCGCCGACAAGACCAUCCUAUCCAUGGCCAGGAAGCACUCCUUCGACGACGCGCCGGACCACCUCAAGAACACCUCCUUCAACUAAUUAGACUACAAUAGUAGAUCCAUUAGUAGUGCGCAGCGACGGCCUGAAAGAUAGUAUAAUGUUCAGCACCUAUCUGAUAUCAGGCCAAGUUCGCAGACAGUGAGUGGUGUAGUACUGCGCUUCUCUGCCGCUCUGCGUGCAAGCACUUGUCUGAUGAUGUAUCCAGCCAGUAAUCUUGAAUUAAUAAUAACCUGCAUCUGUACAACUCA
Molecule: messenger RNA, 732 nt
Organism: Triticum aestivum (bread wheat)
Lineage: Eukaryota; Viridiplantae; Streptophyta; Magnoliopsida; Poales; Poaceae
Product: early nodulin-93
Exons: 3
Coding region: 212-523 (103 amino acids)
Source: RefSeq, a predicted model, not a curated record